UUUUGUAAGGCUGACCAAUUUACUGAACCACUGUAAAAUUCAUCUAGCAGAAAAGCCUUACAUGUGUGAUAAAUGUGGAAAAUGUUUUGCAUUCUUGUACAUUUUACAGUCACACAAUAGAAUUCAUACAGGAGAAAAGCCUCACAAGUGUAACUUUUGUGGUAAAUGUUUCACACUAGAAUCAGGUUUAAAGAAGCAUCAAAGACUUCAUACUGAAGAAAAACCUUACAAAUGUGCCAAUUGUGGUAAAUGUUCCAAUAAUUUAGCAGGUUUAGAAAAACACCUUAAAACACAUAUAGGAAAAAAAAAUUACUUGUGCAUCAUAUGUGGUAAAUGUUUCUCAGACACUUACACUUUACAGAACCACCAAAACAUUCAUAAAAGAGAAAAGCCUUACAAUUGUGACAAAUGUGGUACUCGUUUUGCACUACAGAAUCUCUAUCCAUGUCAAUAUUGCAAAGUGGCAUUUUCAAAUGUUUCCUUUUUGAAGGCACAUUUGAAAUUCAAACAUGGAGGAGAAGAAAUUGCCAAUUGGACUUUAGCUCUCACUUCUAAGAAUAGAUUAAAGCCUUUUACUUGUGAAACAUGUGGCAACUGUUUUUUGCAGUUUUCAUGUUUACAGAGACACCUUCUAAUUCAUUCAGGAGAAAAGCCUCACAGGUGUGACACAUGUGGUAAAAGCUUCUUACAGUUUUCAAAUUUAAAGAGUCACCAUAGAUAUCAUACUGGAGAAAAACCUUUCAAAUGUGGCACAUGUGGUAAAGGUUUCACAGAAUGUAGCAGUUUACUGAGACACCAUAGAGUUCAUACAGGAGAAAAGCCUUUCAAGUGUGUCAAAUGUGGUAAAUAUUUUACAGAAUCAUCAAACUUAACGAAACAUUUAAGAAUUCAUGCUGGAAUAAAACGUUACAAGUGUGAUACGUGUGGUAAAUGUUUCACAGCUUUUUGGGAUUUAAAAAAACAUGUUAAAAUUCAUUCAGGAGAAAAGCCUUACAAUUGUGACAAAUGUGGUAAAUGGUUUAAGGAUCGUGACUACCUAAAGAAACAUGUUAAAAUACAUUCAGAUUAUAUGCCUUACAAGUGUGACAACUGUGAUAAAAGUUUUUCACAGCUUACUUACUUAAAGAUGCACCUUAGAAAUCAAAACUUAGAAAAGACUUUCAAGUGUGACAAAUGUGGUAAAUGUUUCACAACAAGUCAUUGUUUAAAAAACCACCUUAGAUUUCACGCAGGUGAAUUACCUUACAGGUGUGACAAAUGUGGUAAAUCUUUUGUAUUGAAGAGCACUCUACAGAUCCACUCUACAAUUCAUACUAAACCUCAUAAGUGUGACAAAUGUGGCAAACGCUUCAUGGAGCUAUUAAAGUUUCAGAAACACUGUGGAAUUUAUAGAUGUGAAAAGCCAUACAAGUGUGACAAAUGUGGUAAAUGUUUCACAACAAGUCAUUUUUUAAACAACCACAUUAGAAUUCACACAGAUGAAUUACCAUACAUGUGUGACAAAUGUGGUAAAUCUUUUGCAUUGAAGAGCAGUCUGUGGAACCACUUUUUAAUUCAUGCUAAACGUCAUAAGUGUGAUAAAUGUGGCAAAUGUUUCACCCGAAGUAAAACUUUACAGAAACACCAAGCAAUCCAUUCUGGUGAAAAGCCUUUCUUGUGUGAAAAGUGUGGUAAAUGUUUUGCACUCCUGACCUAUUUACAGAACCACUGUAAAAUUCAUUUAGGAGAAAAUCCUUACAACUGUAAGAAAGGUGACAAGUUUUUCACUCACAUUAAAUCUGUACAGGAACACCAAAGAAUCCAUUCUGGUGAAAAGCCUUACAUGUGUGACAAAUGUGGUAAAUCUUUUGUAAGGCUGACCAAUUUACAGAGCCACUGUAAAAUUCAUCUAGCAGAAAAGCCUUACAUGUGUGAAAAAUGUGGUAAAUGUUUUGCAUUCUUCUACAUUUUACAGUCACACAAUAGAAUUCAUACAGGAGAAAAGCCUCACAAGUGUAACUUUUGUGGUAAAUGUUUUACACAUGAAUCAGAUUUAAAGAAGCAUCAAAGAAUUCAUACUGGAGAAAAGCCUUACAAGUGUGUCAAUUGCGAUAAAUGUUUUACACAUUUGUCAAGUUUAAAGAAGCAUCAAAGAAUAUAUACAGGAGAAAAACCUUACAAAUGUGUCAUUUGUGGUAAAUGUUUCACACAGCUUACAGUUCUAAAGAGGCAUCAUAGAAUUCAUUCAGGAGCAAAAAACCUUACAAGUUUGACAAAUGUGGUAGAUGUUUCUCUCAGGCUUACUGUUUAGCGAGACACCAUAGAAUUCAUCCUAAUGAAAAACCUUACAAUUAUAGCAAAUUGUUUUGGGAUCUUGGCUACUUAACAAAACACAAUUUAUACAGAAGAAAAACCAGUGUGUUAAAUAAGGUGAAAGCUUUUCUGAUCUUUCACAUUUCUCCAACCAGCAAAGAGAGCCCACAACUGUAAUUAUCUGUGUGAGAUAAGCAUGACUUGAAGUGUCAUCUGAUGUGCCUUGUAUAGUGAAUGACCUUUUUUAAUCUA
Messenger RNA from Physella acuta, 2544 nucleotides. RefSeq names its product zinc finger protein 208-like. Gene Ontology annotation, biological process: regulation of transcription by RNA polymerase II. The record is from RefSeq and is a predicted model, not a curated record. NCBI's taxonomy places the organism in Eukaryota, Metazoa, Mollusca, Gastropoda, Physidae. Gene Ontology annotation, molecular function: RNA polymerase II cis-regulatory region sequence-specific DNA binding; DNA-binding transcription factor activity.